Anopheles aquasalis is the source of this 954-nucleotide messenger RNA. RefSeq names its product gamma-secretase subunit Aph-1 (gene aph-1). Gene Ontology annotation, cellular component: membrane. Lineage: Eukaryota; Metazoa; Arthropoda; Insecta; Diptera; Culicidae. Gene Ontology annotation, biological process: protein processing; positive regulation of catalytic activity. The record is from RefSeq and is a predicted model, not a curated record.
AGUAUUUCUCGAGGUGCAGCGGAUUUCCCCGGGGACGAAGACGGUUUCCUUUCGUUUGAUACCAUUAUCAGAAGCCAGGCAGCAAAAUGACCUUGGCAGAGUUUUACGGGUGCAGCUUUCUGGCUUUCGGUCCGCCUGCGGCAAUGUUUGCCCUCACGAUUGCCCACGAUCCCAUACGGAUCAUCAUCCUGAUAGCUGCCUCCUUUUUCUGGCUCGUUUCGCUUUUACUCUCUUCGAUCGUUUGGUUUGCUACGUAUCCAUUUGAUUCCCGGCAAAUCCUCGCUUUACUGUGUUCUGUGUUGAUCCAGGAAACAUUCCGGUUUCUAAUGUACAAGGUGCUCCGCAAAACGGAAAACGGACUCCAGGAGGUGACGGAUAUUGUGCGGAUCGCCGACUAUCGGCACAUUCUCUCGUACGCUACAGGGCUCGGAUUUGGCAUCAUCAGCGGGGCUUUCUCGCUCGUCAACAUUCUGGCCGACUCGGUCGGUCCGGCCACGGUUGGACUGAGGGCUGGUUCGGAUGUGUUCAUGCUCGUCAGUGCGGCCCAAUCGUUGGCUAUGAUUCUGCUCCAUACUUUCUGGGGAGUCAUAUUUUUCCAUUCGCUCGAUGUUAAGAACUACAAGUAUACGGCAUACGUUGUCGCUAGUCAUUUGUUCGUCUCGGCCAUUACAUUACUGAACGCCCUUCAGCAGUUUGCGGUGACGCUGACGAUUUCUUACCUAGUACUGGCCGUCACUGCAGUAAUGGCAUUCCACGUCGUCGGAGGAACGUUAGCGUCCUUCCAGAAGUUCAUUACCUGCAAGUGAGCGUAUUCCCUUUAUGCAUUAAGUAUUUAAUCCAUACAUCUCUAUACACCUUAACUCCCAAAGCAUUUCUCAUUUAUCCAGGGAAAUUUGAUCAAACACUUAACCAUUUCUUUCGAUGAACAAAAUAUAUCAAAUCGUGAAUGUUUUU